Molecule: messenger RNA, 1852 nt
Organism: Tachysurus fulvidraco (yellow catfish)
Lineage: Eukaryota; Metazoa; Chordata; Actinopteri; Siluriformes; Bagridae
Product: interferon alpha/beta receptor 2-like
Exons: 6
Coding region: 142-954 (270 amino acids)
Molecular function (GO): protein binding
Source: RefSeq, a predicted model, not a curated record
UGGAAACUUAAGUUUUCUGCAGCACCAAUACAAAACCCAUCCGCAGAUGUUGAACACACACUGCCUUAAAGUCUUCACUCACACCUAUGGUUAAAUUCUCACACACACAUCACUAACACACCUACACUGCGGUCAGCCGGGAUGCAUUGCUCACGACAGCUAUGGAUACUGGGAGUGUGGACCAUUUUUUUCUUAUUAAUACACAAAGUGUACUGUUCACUCCCAUCUCCUCAAAAUGUAACCAUCACCUCAUUUAAUCUGGAGCACAAGCUCACGUGGACACCAGGUCCCGGCACUGCGGCCUUCACACACUUCAGAGUGCAGAGCUAUAAUCAGAAGAGGAAGCAGUGGAGUUUAUUAAAGAGUUGUUCUGACUUACAAAUUGGUGAGUCGUGUGAUUUGACAGAAUCUUUCAAGGAAGCUUUUGGUCUUUAUCAAGCCCGGGUUCAAGCAUUCGAUCAGGACAAAGAAUCCAACUGGACCACAUCGAAAAUCUUUACUCCGCUGUUGGACACGACUCUGGGACCUCCACUUGUGUCACUAACCGGCUGUGGGAACUGCCUCAUCUUGAAACUCAGUCCACCAGCCAUUUUGGACUUUUAUCAAGAUUACACCAUCAAUGUAUCCAGGACUAGAGACAAGGCAGAGUUUGUUAUGAAAGCCUCCAGUGGAGAGACUCUGAUCAACUACCUAGAACCGGGAGUGGAGUACUGCAUCACAGCUACUGCAGUAAAAAGAUUUAAAAACCCUGCCAUUUCUUCUGAACCUCAGUGUGCCUACACCAGUUCACAGCCUCUCAACACAGUGGGCAUCUUUUUGAGUGUUCUGUGUGCAGUCUUCCUCUUGGUGUUGCUUCUCUGUACAUGUCUGAUCUACUCCGGGAAGCUGAGUAACCUCCACACACCACCUCAGCAAGCUUUAAUGAGUUUCUUACUUUUGCUGGACCGAAGGUGAGAAACUUAAGAAGAAUCUUCACGUUCUUCUGCUCAACACCAGAACAAAGCAGGAUCAGUGAAGAGUGCAUGCAUCUUUAUACAUCUUAUCAAUGCAUUAUUAAUAUUACUUACUUGUUUAUAAAGGAAUAAUCAUACAAUUAUUUUUGGUUUGUUUUAAUGUUAAUAAUGUUUCAGAGCAGUUUCAGAGUCUUGGUGGCUUUAGCAGUGACUUUUCAUAAGUAAUCGCUCUCAGACAGAGGACAGUAUGACAAUGACAAUGAUGCAUACUGGAAUUGCUCUCAGAUUGACAGUGUCACAGGGUCUUCAGUGAUUUUUAAAAUUUCUACAAUGACCACAGAUGGAUAAAUGUGUCUGUGGGAAAGUCAUUUUUCUGAUUAAGGAACAAACCUGUUAAAUUAGAACAAAAUGGUUGUUAUGUUGGUCAGGGUAAGACAGCUUUUAACUAGUAGCCUAAAAUCCCAAAAUGGCAAAUCAUGACUAAAUCUCUUAUAUUUAAUGUUAAUAUUUUUUAAAGACAGGAUGUAAGAGCACAUCCUCUUAGGCCCAAACUACAAUUUGGCACACAUUAUUAAUUAUUAUACCAGCAAUUAUUAUAAUACUAGUUAUAUAUCGACUGCAUUAACUUAUUUAAGUGUUUCCAGAGUUUUUUAUUUUUACAAACUGCUUGUUGUUUUAGAUUAUUUUUGAGCAGAAGUGAAGUAUGUUAUGGAUAUAACUGGUAUGGCCUCUGUAUCCCUUCUCUUUUAUUAUUCUCUUGUGUUAUUUUGAUGUAUUAUGUAUGUUUUAAUGUGUGAAAUUGUUCUUUUCUGUGCUGCUGUCUUGACUGGGACUCCCUGUAAGAAGACUCCCUGUCACUCAGAAAAAAUAAAUUUUCAACUCAGGUUGAACUCAGGUCA